Messenger RNA from Anopheles aquasalis, 1639 nucleotides. RefSeq names its product protein artichoke-like. Gene Ontology annotation, molecular function: protein binding. Lineage: Eukaryota; Metazoa; Arthropoda; Insecta; Diptera; Culicidae. The record is from RefSeq and is a predicted model, not a curated record.
AUUCACGAUGCUGCUGGUGGUGCACGCGGCGUGAUCUGUCAAAGCAUCGAAUGGCAGAUCCGGUGCAAGGUGGUAAGCGAUGAGUCCCGAUUGGUGGUAUUGCUACUUGAUCGCGCUGAGCCUGCUGGCCUGGCUGGUCGAUAGCCGGCGCGAAGCAAAGUUCAACUGCACGCUGACGGCCAACUACUACGACUGUCUGUUCCGGGAUGUCGUGAUACGCAGCGAACUGGAGGCGGACAGCAUCUUCUUCGGGGUGCAGAACUUCAACGACACCAGCAUCGCGUUCCGCGACUCCUCGAUGGUGGUGCUGCCGAAGAAGAUCUUCGAAACGUUCCCGGCCAUCCAGUACCUGUCGAGCGAUGCCUGCCACAUCCAGAAGCUGCUCGGUGGUACGUUCGCGAAUGCGCAGCGCUUGCAGGAGCUUCACCUGUACGAUAACCGCAUCAGUCGGUUGAACAAUUUCGUCUUUAACGGUGCACUGCAGCUUGAGAUACUGUCGCUGUACAACAACACGAUCAAACUGGUCGAGGAGCACGCAUUCGAUGGGCUCGGUCAUCUGCGGUUGCUGUACAUGGACGAGAACCAGCUGGAGAAGCUGCCCGAGGGUGUGUUCUCGGGGCUCGAAGAGCUACAGAUACUGGAGCUGCAGCACAAUCGCAUCAAGGAGAUCGGUGAGGAUCAGUUCGUGCUGUGUGUGAUGCUGCGUGAGCUCAACCUCAGCGCUAACCAGAUCAGCACGUUCAACAUGACGCAGCUACAGUCGCUGAACAAGCUGGAAACGCUCGAUAUCGCUCGGAACUAUCUGGACGAAGUGUUUGUUACCAAGUACGUGCGAACGCUGAACGCACAGGAGAACCAGAUCAGCCGGAUCGUGAUUGAUCAGGGAGAUUUCUUCCAGCUGACGCAUCUUAAUCUUUCCCGCAACAACAUCGCUAACAUAAACAACAUCUUCAAGUUCCGCAACUUGAUCGAGCUGGACGUGUCGUACAAUGAGCUCGUUACGCUCGAUUUUGUCAUCUUUGCGUUCAUGAAGAACCUGAAGGACAUCAAGCUGAACAACAAUCGGUUGUGGAUUCUGGACAAUGGUAUCCCAUCGCCGGCCAAGUCGUUGCGUAGCCUUAACCUGGCCCACAACAAGUUCCUGUACCUUGAUCUGGCCGUGCUUGAUACCUUCCCAGCGCUCGAGUACAUCUAUCUGCACGGGAACGAUCUGAUCGAUAUGCAGAUUGAGGAAAUUGAGCAGCACUUCCCGUACCUGACGCUCGUGUCCUGCGAUAACAAUGAUUGGGACUGCAUCAAUCUGAUGCACAUCGUGACGCUGCUCGAGCGGGCGUACGUCAAGUGGUCGAACGGAAAUCGGAACUGUACGCGGCCGGAACAGCACCGGCUCAUCUGUUGCACGUCGGCCGAGCAUCAUCUGCGCGAGAAGAUCGUACGGUUGACGCGCGAGAUCUACAAGUCGCGCAAAAUGAUCAAGCAGCUGAUCAUGGAGAAUGCGGAGCUGCGGAGCGAGGUCGAGAUGCAGUAUCUGCCGGGCGAUGGCUCCUAGAUGGGGAGUGGUUGCGCGGCGUUUGGUUGGUUUUAUGAUAGGAUCUUGUCAAAUGAUAAGUUUUUGAAUAAAUACGAUUUACAAUAAGCA